AUGGAAGACGAAGCUGAGUUAGUUUCGCAGAGAUCUGUGAAGGGAUUUCAGAUUAGAAAGGUUGCAGAAGGAAAUCGAAGUUACUUGACUGAAGAGGAAGAAUCAGAGGCUGAUUCAAAGGUAGAGGCUUCAAGAUGGGAGUUGAAGGGUCAGCUUAGGUUAUCAGAACAGAGACGACAGAGGCAUCAGAGAGGGUUGCAGUACCAGAAACAGGAAGAAGCAGAAGAGUCAGUGAUCAGAACUUCGAAGGUUACUCAGAUCUCAGAUGAUCCUUUCACUGAAUCGUCAAAGGCAAGAUACGAGGAGGCUGAGAGAUGUUCCUGA
This is a messenger RNA of Arabis nemorensis, 324 nucleotides long. The record is from the annotation of a GenBank genome assembly. Lineage: Eukaryota; Viridiplantae; Streptophyta; Magnoliopsida; Brassicales; Brassicaceae.